AUGAAGGGCGGGGUCGUCGACGACUUGAGGGUUAUGUUCACGAGGAAGGAGUCCUCCACCUGCCUCGCCAGGUCAGUGAUGCUCCUCGUGAUCUUCGCGGUCGGCGUGAUCGCCGGCCUCUGGACGGCCACCGGGCCGCGCACCCAGUACACCAGGACCUACAACAGCAUCGUCUUCCCCAGCACCACCACCACCACUGUCUAUGCCGAGGCCGGCGCCGAGGCGGAGGCCGGCUUCGCGGAGUUCGUGGCCCCGACGCGGCUCAUGCACGACAUGACGGACGACCAGCUCUUCUGGCGCGCCUCCAUGGUGCCGGUGGCCGCCGAGUACCCGUUCAAGCGCGUGCCCAAGGUGGCCUUCAUGUUCCUCACCGGCCGCGGCGAGCUGCCGCUCGCGCCGCUCUGGGAGCGCUUCUUCCGCGGCAACGAGGACCGCUUCUCCGUCUACGUCCACGCGCCGCCGGGGAUGACGGUGAACGUCUCCGCCGACUCGCCCUUCUACGGCCGCCAAAUCCCAAGCCAGGAGACGGAGUGGGGAUCGAUAUCGCUGAUGGACGCGGAGCGGCGGCUGCUGGCGAACGCGCUGCUGGACUUCUCCAACGAGCGCUUCGUGCUGCUCUCCGAGAGCUGCAUCCCGUUGCACAGCUUCCGGGCGGUCUACGACUACCUCGUCGGCUCGCGGCAAAGCUUCGUGGAGGUCUACUACCAGCAGACGAAGCAGUGCCAGGGCCGGUACAGCCGCCGCAUGGCGCCGGCGAUCAGGCUGGCGCAGUGGAGGAAGGGCUCGCAGUGGUUCGAGCUCAGCCGCGACCUGGCCGUCAGCGUGCUCGCCGACACCAAGUACUACCCGCUCUUCCGGCGGCACUGCCGGCCGACGUGCUACCCGGACGAGCACUACCUCCCGACCACGGUGAACAUGCUGCACGGCGCGCGGAACGCCAACCGCACGGUGACGUACGUGGACUGGAGCAAGGGCGGCGCGCACCCGGCCAAGUACACGGCCGAGAACGUGACGGCGGCGGCGAUCCAGGGCAUCAGGAGGAGGAGGUGGAGGAGCGACAGGCCCUGCUAUUACAACCAGAGGCCGACGUCCAUGUGCUUCCUGUUCGCCAGGAAGUUCGCGCCCGACACGCUCGGGCCCCUGCUCAACAUGUCGUCGGCGGUCAUGGGGUACUAG
Messenger RNA from Triticum turgidum subsp. durum (durum wheat), 1176 nucleotides. The record is from the annotation of a GenBank genome assembly. Lineage: Eukaryota; Viridiplantae; Streptophyta; Magnoliopsida; Poales; Poaceae.